Messenger RNA from Cylicocyclus nassatus, 2800 nucleotides. NCBI's taxonomy places the organism in Eukaryota, Metazoa, Nematoda, Chromadorea, Rhabditida, Strongylidae. The record is from the annotation of a GenBank genome assembly.
AUGGCUGUGAAAGAUGGACUAUUUUACUUGAUACCUCUCUUCGUAAGCUCUAUGGCUAUUUCGUCACACCACGCUUUAUUCUACCAAAAACCUCUACAUUCUUCUAACGUGACUAUUUAUUCGCGGACAAAUCCAGGAAAUGUAUCAGCCAGAUUAGCAUUCAUAGUCCAGCAGACUGCAUCAUCGCAAACUACAGUGCGAGAUGGAAAAAACUUUGGAUCAACAAAAACUCCAUUUUUGGAAGACUCCAAGUAUUCAAAAACACAAGCACCAACAGAGAAGAAAUUCUUAAGUUCAGUGAGCCCAAAAAGAAGACUGUAUCAUUCACAUCCCACAAGUAAAGCCAAUCUAGCAACGACUCCGAAACAUGUUGCAAGUAGAAGUGGUAGCGGGAGUAGAGGUCCGCCAGUGACCAGACCUGCAAAUGGACCAACUGACAACACCACCUACUUUAAUGAUACAUCGUUGCCGAGUAAUCCGGCUGAGACAACGGAGACAAUUACAGGGGAGACGACCUCGAUUACUGCUACGUCAACAGCGACUGAAGUCACAAGCGAAUCAUUGACUACAGUUACUGACUUAACCUCGACUAAAACAAUCACAACAGGAACAAGCGGAACAACCAGAAGCAGCCCCACAACAACGGACAGAACAACCAGACCCAUUCCCACAACAACGCGCACCGAAAGUACAACGAGUAACACAAGACGUACAAAACACCCAUCAACAGAGUGGGAAACAACUGAGAGCGCAGCGGGAUUAAACACAAAAUCGAAUAUCUUAUGCGAACAUAUAUCUUUUGGUACGAAAGUGGUCACCACACCUCCUGCGACCCAAGACAUUCAACCAACUUCGUACGCUGACGAGCUGAAGAAUAUUAGUGAGAAGGAAGUUGAUCUGCAAAAUGUGACCGAAGUAUUGAAUGAAACAUUGAUUUACUCGGAAAAUCGUGAAAAUCUGAAAGCAGACGAGAUUCAAGAGAUUGCCAUCAUUUUGCAAAAAUGUGCCAACCUAAGCGGAAUUCAACCAGAGGAUUCGCAAAAGGUACUACUGAAUAUUGACUGCGUCUUAUCAGCUGAUGCAUCUCAAAUCUCCGCAAGUGCAAACAGCUCUCAAGUAUUACUUGAUCUGAUUCCGAUGUUAGUGCAGAACACAAAUGCUACCAGUUUCGAUUUUCUGGAAGGGGAAAACCUUGGAUUUACAGCAAAAAGUAUUGAUUGUGCCACAACAGAGGGUAUUGGACUUCUCGAUACUGGGAAAGAAUUCAAAACAAUAACUAAUACGAAGACUGACGACGACAAUAAGCAGCAUUCAAUUUUCAUUACAAGUGCUGAUAUAUGCAAACGCAGUAGCCAAGCAUCUCACAUGUUUGUCACAAUAUAUCGUAAUUACAAGCUGUUCAUUGGCCCAAAGCAAUACAACACGUACAAGUCGGCAGAAACUCUUUCACGCAGGAGCACCGUGCAGAAAGCAGCUUUUGAAAGAGAUUCCAAGCAAGAUCCAGCCCCUUCAAAAUGCGAUGAACAAAUUGCUCUAGUGGAUGAAGCUCCUGUCAUGAGUGGUACUAUCAUUGGCAAUGAGCAGAACACAUUACUAAAUCCACAAAGCACAACAGUAAUGGCUACUCUUCACUUCAGUCUAACAAAUACACUACGGCCACUUCACGGUCACUUCCGCGUAACUUGGUGGGACACCGAACUGCUAGAAUGGUCAACAUCAAAUCAGUGCGAAACAGCAGUAGAAGGAGGCAAACUUGUUGCUAGUUGUAAUCAUCUAACGGAUUUCGCACUAAUAGUGGAUGCAGCACUCAACGAUCCCAAUAUGUGCGACAAAGCUCUCUAUAGUCUGGGCUACACAGUAAACACUUUAUCCAUAGCAUCACUGUUGUUUUUAACGGUUAUGUCUGCUUCUGCUUACUGGCCUGCUCUUGUUGGUAACCAUGUUAUUCUUUACCUACGAGGUUAUGCACCGCCAACAAAAGACCUUGUCUGCCUUUCUCAUAAGGCGGCAAUGUUUCUCUUCUACAUUGUGUUCACCAUAUUUUCCGAUGAAGCAGUGUCCGGAAAGGGAUGCAGCGUGUUUGCUUCGAUAGCAUAUAUGCUGCUAAUGAGUUCUGUUCUGCUCACAAUUUUCCAAGCGCUUAGGCUCACAACCGCAUUUGCUAUUUUGACCGGUCCAUGGGUAAAAGUAAUCAUCUUACCGUCAUCUGCUAUCAUCAUCAGCCUUCUGCCUCCCUUUGUCGCAUCGUUACUGCUAGUCACACUAAGUGAUUUUUUCCAACGAGGUGAUUGCUUCUGCUGGGUACGACCAGAUUAUGUUGUCUACGCUGUCGUCUUACCAACAUCAGUCAUGAUUUUAAACGCUAUAUUGUGCACAACUGUCAUAUGCAAACGUGUAUUUGGAAGAAGGAGAUUUAGCAGAUCGAUGAGAAGACGAGAGCAAACGCAAAUUGCAUCCAGAAUCGGUGCUGUUUUCCUUAUGCAACUGUCGAUGGGCACUCCAUGGGCUCUGCAAUAUCUCACGCUUUACACUCCUCACACCACGGCGUGGCACUACAUUUUUACCAUCGUGAUGGGAUCACAAGGUACAAUGUUGGCCCUGCAGUACCUCUACAAGAGACAGAAGUCAUUGUAUUUUUAUCGUGAUCCUCAUAAUGUGAGCCGUAGGACAAAAGAAGAAUCUUUGUCGGAAUGAUUGAAGAGGCUAUCUGUACAGAUAAACUUUGUUGUGUAUAUCCGCGUCACAUAAUUUAUGUUACAAGUUUUGAGUACCUUAACAUUGCUGUUAAACUAAGAUGACC